CUCAUUUAAUGGUAACGUUAACAGAUUUUAAUAACUCUCUUUUAGUUUUGGGAUUAAAAAUUUAAAUUCCAUUCAAAUGUCAAGGUUGAAUUUGAAGUCCGGUCCUGCACAAAUGUUUACCAAUCAGUUUUUUGUGUUGCGCAGUCGCCAUGUUGAAAUGUCACUGAUUGUAUCAACAAAACAUGCAACAACCACCUGAAAACGAUGGCAGUAACAUUUGUGCCGGUUGCCUCAACAGUUUGGAUGAUGAGGAAGUUGUCUCUGCACUGGACCAAGAAUGGCACUUGGAAUGUUUCCGGUGUUCAGCCUGUGAUGCCGCUUUGUCCAAUUGGUACUUUGAAAAGGAAGGAUUACUGUUCUGCAAGGAUGAUUACUGGGCCAGAUAUGGGGAGGCCUGCCAACAAUGCAAUGAAAUAAUAACUGGGCCAGUUAUGGUGGCAGGAGAACACAAGUUCCAUCCAGAGUGUUUCAGGUGUGGGAGCUGUGGUGCAUUUAUAGGAGAUGGAGAUUCUUAUGCCCUUGUUGAAAGGAGCAAGUUGUACUGUGGACAAUGUUACAAAAGACAAAUGCAACCCUUGCGAAAAACCGCCCGUUUCCCCUUCACACGGAAGCCCCACUCGAUCCGACUGGUGGAAAUUCCAGGCGGCCAGAAAGGCAUCAAACUGCUCAAGGAUCCGGUACAAAGUGGCGACGGCCAAUGCUUCACCAUUUCCGAGAUGGUUUGGAGGAUUCAGGGGAAAGUACUCCGAGUCGCUUUCGCUGUUCUAACCAAUGCUUUUAACAUUUGCUGCUACUUUUUGCCUAACUCAUGCAGAUUGGAUAUGAACACUGAUUUAAUGUCGUUGCAUAUUGGCGACAGAAUCUUGGAGAUUAACGGCACUCCGGUGAAAGACACGCCGUUGGAAAACGUCGAGAAUUUGCUCAGAUAUUCAGACAACAAUCUACAGUUGACGAUUGAACAUGAUCCGGACACAAUUUCGAAGAAAAUCACGAGACUGAAGCUACCAAAACAAACUUUACCCCUAACCACAACUUCAAGUGACACAAACAUUCCAAUACAUCGUUCCCAGAGCGGUGAAACAAAAAUUUUCGGCGGAUCUGCGGACUCUUUAAUCGAAGACGUUGUCAGGAAUCCCUCGCCCAGUCCAGAGGAACAAAAGCCAGGCAAAUCAGAAAACAAAGAGCGUCUCUUCAAGCGUAAGGAUGAGGGCUACAUGAGCGGCACCAGGUCCAGGCAACUGAGGCGCAAAAAUCACCUGUCGGAAAACAAGCCGAUUUUGGACAAAGAACGCAGUUCCUCCAUGAGUCGACUGUUGGACGAUGCUCCUAACUCCAAACGUUGUUUGGAGCUGUCCAGGGCUUACUCCUUCUUGGAGCCCAGGCCCCAGCAGAGAGUUUUUCGGGCCUCUGAUUUGGUCAAGGGUGAAUUGCUGGGGCAGGGUUUCUUUGGACAAGUAUUUAAGGUUACCACUAGAGACACUGCUGAAGUUAUGGUCCUGAAGGAGCUGUACAGGGUGGACGAGGAGGCGCAGAAGAACUUUCUCAAAGAAGUAGCGGUACUGCGCAGCCUGCACCACAAUAACGUGCUGCGUUUCAUUGGGGUAUUGUACAAGGAACGACGACUGCACCUGGUCACUGAGUACAUAUCAGGUGGUACUUUGAAGGAAUUAAUCCAUGACACAGCUCAACCAUUACCCUGGGAGCAGAGGGUUUCCUUUGCCAAGGAUAUAGCGGCAGGAAUGGCUUAUUUGCACUCCAUGAACAUCAUACACAGAGAUCUGAACUCACACAACUGUCUGGUGAGGGAGGACAAAACUGUGAUUGUUGCAGACUUUGGACUAGCUAGGAUUCUAUCUCACAGCACCAGUGCCAGACGUGUGUCGACUACACCAGGCGGCAGAAACCGUCAGGAACGUAAAAAAAGGUAUACAGUGGUGGGAAAUCCUUAUUGGAUGGCGCCGGAGAUGAUGAAAGGGAAUAAGUACGACGAAAAAGUGGACAUAUUCAGUUUCGGCAUCGUACUUUGUGAAAUAAUCGGACGCGUACAAGCGGAUCCGGAUUUUUUGCCCCGUUCUAAUGACUUCGGUUUGAAUCAGACGCAGUUCAAGGAGAAAUUUUGUGCCUCCUGUCCUGAGCCUUUCUACAAAGUUGCCUUUUUAUGCACUGAUCUCAAUCCUGACAAAAGGCCGCCUUUUGAGGUAAUAGAAGUCUGGUUAGAAUCUCUCUCAAUGCAUUUGUCUGUUGGAAUGCCUUUGCCACCUGAUCUUCUGUUUGAUAUACAAUAUUAUAGAGGUCUUAGUCCUAGUUCAUCAGGUAGUACUACACCAGAAGGAAUCUCAUCAGGCCACCGCAGCCCGGCCCUAGAGCCGAUAAAAGAGGGCAAAAUGGCCCAGAAUAGAAGCAAUGAAAAUCUAAAGCCGAUAAUUAAGAUGCCCAGCGUCGAAAACAACAUGCCCGAUACCCUGAAACAAAACCCCAUAAUUAAAGUUUCCGGGGACGACAAUAAAAAUAUAGAGGAACCGAAAAUCGGCGAGUUCCCCAACUACGAGAACAUAGAUUUCCUGCGCAACGACGCCAUAUUCGCCUGCGACUCACAGAAGACGAUCAACAACAAGAUAAUCAACGAAAAACUGUCGGAGGACAAGCAGGAGACCCGGUUCAACGUGCACCUGCGCAAGGUGCCGAAGAACUUCACCAGAAAUCGUUUCGUUAAGGAAAUUAGGGAGAACUCUGAGGAGCCCACAUCCGUUAAGGACCGCAUUAAGUUUUUAGCUAGGCGCAGCAACAAGGACGAAGACGAGAGCGUCAAAUUCCUGGGCAAGCGCACGUUCGACGUGAAACCCUUGCCUGGCUGCAGCAAGAAUACCAACCUCAACUUGGACAGCAUGAGCUUCAAUGACAACGUGCCUUCCAGAGUGACGGAGAAGUUCGUCAACUUGACCAAGUCCAAGAACACCAACGUUCAGCAGGAGAACAAGAAGACGACAAUACCGGACGUAGUGUCGUCGACUCUGUCCAAAAACAUUCCGGGCACCUUCAGCAUCAGCAGGAGCAUAUUCAAACGUAGUGAAAGCACUGACAAUCCCAAAGAAGACAAUACCAGGACCAGCCUUAUACGCAGAAGAUACACCAAGGACGGCACAGACUCGCCGAUUCUACGCAGGACUCCCCGAUUGCAACGGCGAGCACAAGACUCCGGUUCACCGGAACGUUCCAUCGUGCGCAACAUCGUUGACAACUUCAACAAAAAAGAGGACGGGGCCUUCGCACGCUUCGUCUACGGACGGGGGUCCCUCAAAGUGACGGGCAGUCCUAAGAUUUAUACAAAGGGGAAGGGGGACUCUGGAGAGUAUACUCCGCUUUGAGUCGUUUCUUUUCAGCAUUCCGACGAGCAGUAUUUGUGUUUUUUUUUUUUGAAUCUCUGUACUGAUUUAAUUUGACUUUACUCGUAUAAUUGCUCAAUUAAGAGAGAACGUACUGAGUUGUGCUUUGAGCAUUCCAUUCCUCUUGGUUUAAAGGGGAGUUUUUGACAAUUAUUAUUAUUAUUAUUAUACUAUAACAGUUUAUUUUUUAGUGUUUUAAAAAUACUAAUAUUUCUGUGAUAAGUACGCAUAAGUAUUACGAUUUAUUAUUAUUAUUAUCUGAUUUAAAUCAAUCAAAAUUGAAUUGUUUCAUGUACAAAUAAAUAAAAUUUUAUAUAUAUUUACAGUUUUAGCGAUUAGUUAACAAUUAUGUGAUAUAAAUUUUCUUUUUAUACUACUUUUGUCGCUAACUGAGUUUAAUUCAUUAUUAUUAUUAUUACACGUGUUGUAAAUACAAUAAAAUAAUGCAUUAUUAAUA
This is a messenger RNA of Aethina tumida (small hive beetle), 3840 nucleotides long. It is a transcript of the gene LIMK1, whose product is annotated as LIM domain kinase 1. Lineage: Eukaryota; Metazoa; Arthropoda; Insecta; Coleoptera; Nitidulidae. Bases 183 to 3365 code for a protein of 1060 amino acids. The record is from RefSeq and is a predicted model, not a curated record. Gene Ontology annotation, cellular component: cytoplasm; nucleus. Gene Ontology annotation, molecular function: protein serine/threonine kinase activity; protein binding; ATP binding. The transcript has 16 exons. Gene Ontology annotation, biological process: protein phosphorylation; actin cytoskeleton organization.